ACAUCUGACUAACACAAUGGCCUCGACUGUUGGCAAGACCAUCACCUGCAAGGCUGCCAUUGCCUGGGAGGCGGGCAAGGAGCUGAGCAUCGAGGAUGUCGAAGUUGCUCCUCCCCAGGCUCACGAGGUCCGCGUGCAGAUCUACUACACCGGUGUCUGCCACACUGAUGCCUACACCCUCUCUGGCAAGGACCCCGAGGGUGCGUUCCCCGUCAUCCUGGGACACGAGGGAGCCGGUAUCGUUGAGUCUGUUGGCGAGGGCGUCACCAAUGUGAAGCCCGGCGACCACGUCGUUGCUCUCUACACUCCCGAGUGUAAGGAGUGCAAGUUCUGCAAGUCUGGCAAGACAAACCUCUGCGGCAAGAUUCGAGCCACCCAGGGCAAGGGCGUCAUGCCUGAUGGCACCAGUCGAUUCAAGUGCAAGGGCAAGGACAUCCUCCACUUCAUGGGAACGUCGACUUUCUCUCAGUACACUGUCCUGGCCGACAUCUCCGUCGUUGCCGUCCAGCCCGAUGCCCCCAUGGACCGCACUUGUCUCCUUGGUUGUGGUAUUACCACCGGCUACGGUGCGGCCCGCGUCACUGCCAAUGUCGAAGAGGGCUCCAACGUUGCCAUCUUUGGAGCCGGAUGCGUUGGCUUGUCAGUCGUCCAGGGAGCUGUUGUCAACAAGGCUGGAAAGAUUAUCGUUGUUGAUGUCAACCCGGCCAAGGAGGAGUGGGCUAAGAAGUUUGGUGCUACCGACUUCGUGAACCCCAACGACCUCAAGGGACAGACCAUCGUCGAGAAGCUGAUUGAGAUGACCGAUGGUGGCUGCGACUACACGUUUGACUGCACUGGUAACGUCAACGUUAUGCGUGCUGCCCUAGAAGCUUGCCACAAGGGCUGGGGUGAGAGUAUCAUCAUUGGCGUUGCUGCUGCUGGCCAGGAGAUUGCCACUCGCCCAUUCCAACUUGUCACUGGUCGUGUCUGGAAGGGCUGCGCCUUCGGUGGUAUCAAGGGACGCUCGCAGCUGCCCGGACUUGUGGACGACUACAUGAGUGGAGCUCUCAAGGUUGAUGAGUUCAUUACUCACCGCAAAACUCUUGGCGAGAUUAACAGUGCAUUCGAGACGAUGAAGCAGGGAGAUUGCAUCCGCGCCGUUGUUGACUCCCGGACGCUGUAGAUCAAAUUUGUGUGGAGGGACUAAGCUCGAGAGACAAACUUAAGAGAAGAUGUAAAAUAUGAAAAUUAAAAUGAUACUUAUGGAAGCGAGAGCAAGAAAAAAAAGGAAGGGUGAGAGAAAGGUGGAUGAGAGUAUUGGGAGAUAUAUGUGUUCUGCUGUUACCACGUCAAUUUGCACCUUGAUGGUCAGGUGGGGGGAACAAGAUCUCAGCGAGGGCGAUAAGUCACAUUGUCCAAUAGAUCAGAGGGUUGCGUAAGAAAUGCAAAGCGAUCUGCUGUAGUAAAUCUAAAACCCCAGUUCUUACUCUGAG
Messenger RNA from Trichoderma virens Gv29-8, 1472 nucleotides. RefSeq lists its product as uncharacterized. Gene Ontology annotation, biological process: formaldehyde catabolic process. The record is from RefSeq and is a predicted model, not a curated record. Gene Ontology annotation, molecular function: S-(hydroxymethyl)glutathione dehydrogenase [NAD(P)+] activity; zinc ion binding. The transcript has 5 exons. The coding region runs from base 17 to 1162 and encodes 381 amino acids. Gene Ontology annotation, cellular component: cytosol. Lineage: Eukaryota; Fungi; Ascomycota; Sordariomycetes; Hypocreales; Hypocreaceae.